GAGCGGCAAAAGUUCAUUAACAUCCUUCCUUCUUCUCCCCUUUGUUUCAUUUCUGUACAGCAAAACACAUUAUUCUUCCAUAAAGAAGAAAUGGCCAACGAUCCAGAGAAGAGGUUCCAUUCCAUCAUGGACAAGCUCUUCCACUCCUCCUCCUCCAGUCCAUCGCCGCCGGGAACGGGGAUGGGGAGACAAGAACAAUUAUUACGAGCGAAGAAACGCCCAAAUCCAACGUAUGCUUUAGCAGCGGAAGAGAAGCAUCAUGGGUUAUCUGCGAGUGAAUCUCCACUUUGCAGACCAUGGGAUAGAGGAGAUCUUCUCAGGAGAUUGUCAACUUUCAAAUCCAUGACUUGGUUUGCUAAGCCCAAGGUAGUAAGUGCUGUUAAUUGUGCUAUGAGAGGUUGGGUCAAUGUGGAUAUGGACAUUCUGGCCUGUGAAUCAUGCGGGGCACGUCUCCAGUUUUCUACUCAGCCUUCUUGGACAUGGCAGCAAGUUGAGAAGGCCGCCUCGGUGUUUAGCUUAAAGCUGGAUAGUGGACACAAAUUGAUUUGCCCUUGGAUUGACAAUGCCUGUGAUGAAAAACUGGCUGAAUUUCCUCCCACUGUGCCUGCUGAUUUAGUUGAUAAAUUCCGAGCAAGAUCCAACUCACUCUUUCAACUUAUAGCUCUUCCAGUAAUUUCAUCUUCGGCCAUUGAAUCUAUGAGAAGCCCGCAGCUCGAAGAAUUUCUCAGACAACCCCUAAUGGUGGAUUGCUUGAAAGGGAAUGCUGAAUUUUCUCAAUUCGAAAGUAUAGAAGAUGGAUCUGCCGUGGAUUCUGCUAACUUGUAUUAUCAGGCUCAAAAGCUUGUAAGUCUUUGUGGCUGGGAACCAUGUCCACUACCUUAUGUUGUUAACUUCAAGGAUGGUCAGAAUCAGUUUGUCAAAGAUGCUGAAACUUUAAGUUCACCCCAGGGAGUUGAUUACGGACUAAAUUUGUGUCUCAACUUCCAUGCAGCUGAUGAAAAUGAAAAUUUGGAGACAAAUAAAGACUCUGGGAAUAGAUUGCAGUAUGAUCCCAAAUCUGUUGUUUUAGAUUGCAGGCUUUGUGGCGCAAGUGUUGGAUUAUGGGCUUUCUCCACUGUUCAACAACCUGUAGAGUUUUUCAGGUUAUUUGUAUGUGAAGAAGUCAAUCCUGGAGUCCAUGAUUCUGGCCACAAAAGCAAUGUUUGUGAUGGUGUUCCUUCGAACGGUGGGCCGUCACCUAUGGAGCAAUCUUCAGAUUCUAAAUUGACUAUAGCUGGGGGUCCACUACCAGCACAACAAAACUUUAAAGCAAGAAUCUGUUUACCUGUUAUUGGCCAGAGUUUAAGAGCUAGAUUUUUGUAUCAUCCAGAGUUUAGAGAUCAGAUAUAUAGUAAUCAAGAAAAUACUCCAGUAGAAUCCCAGUUUCUGGGAGAAAUAGAAUGUUUCAAUACUGGUGUUAGUGAGCCAGGUGUCCCGUCUGCAGAGUUGAGAACUUCAAAUAGAAAAAAGGAUGGUCAAGUUAAUUGUAGUUCUAAAAGCAAUGAUCAGUCUCCUUGUUCAAACCAUGAUGCUUGUGCAAGAGAUGAUAAUUUUAGAAACGUCACACCAUUGGAAGGAACCAACAUCACUGCAAAGGAAAUUUCUCCUUAUGCUGGUACAGAUGAUUCUAAUUUGGGGGUUCAAAUAGAGAGUUCUCAGAAUGUAGUCCAAGAUUCUUGCCAAAGUAAUAACUUACUGGAAAAGGUAGGCAAUGAUAGAUCUUGCAAUAUAGCAGUAAAAAAUUCUGAUACCACGCAUAUUGGAGAUUCUUCUAUCAUGAUCCAAGCUGCUAAUGUUUCCCCUAGAAAUGAAGGAACUAAGGAUAAUGAUUCAUCAGUUACAAUUUUAUCCGAACAGUGCCAUCCAGAACAAUUUGCAGAAACAGAGAAGGUUUGUGAUGAAGAAAUUUGUUUAUCUAAUCAAAACUCUACUUGUGUUGCCUCUUGCGUGGAAGCUUAUGUAAAUGUUGAUGGCGCAUACAAGAUGACUUCAAGAGAAGACAAAACUUGUGCCAAUAGUGAGGAAAGGAUGAUUCCUGAAGUCCAGACUGCUCAAACCAAUAAGGUCUUAUCCUGUCCCAAAGGAAAGGAUGUACAGCAGCACAUGGAUAAAAUAUCAGAGUUUGAUCCAAUCAGGCAGCACAGGCAUUUUUGUCCAUGGAUUGUAUCAAUGAGUGGCGGGGCACCCGGAUGGAAACAAACAUUAUCUGCUUUGCAAAGUGGGAAAGAUUUUCCUCAUUCUUCACCUGCAUGUUCUCCUUCUCCUCCAUCUGCGUCCAUGAUUCGGGUUGAUGAUCCCAUUGCCUCGGUUAGAAAGCUUUUCUUGUCUCCAGUAACCAAAAGAAUGAAGACCAGCUGAGAGUGAGGCUAAAGUAGUGUUUCUUACCUAGCAGCGUUAUUGUCGUGCAUCUAUGCAUCGCGAAAGAGAUGAAUGAUUGAACUUGCUCAUUCUGUAUGUGAGUAUGGUAGUAGAGUUUGAUGCACACGCAUACACACAUAUUGUUGUAUCCAUUUUUAGGCAUUGUGAAAUGGUAGUCCAGUUUACAGUUAAAUUAUUGGUGAGAGCAAAGAUGAAAUUGAAUGAAUAUGAGUUUUAAAAG
Messenger RNA from Hibiscus syriacus, 2638 nucleotides. RefSeq lists its product as uncharacterized. The transcript has 7 exons. NCBI's taxonomy places the organism in Eukaryota, Viridiplantae, Streptophyta, Magnoliopsida, Malvales, Malvaceae. Bases 91 to 2397 code for a protein of 768 amino acids. Gene Ontology annotation, cellular component: nucleus. Gene Ontology annotation, molecular function: zinc ion binding. The record is from RefSeq and is a predicted model, not a curated record.